Manihot esculenta (cassava) is the source of this 1110-nucleotide messenger RNA. Its product is annotated as proteasome subunit beta type-1. Lineage: Eukaryota; Viridiplantae; Streptophyta; Magnoliopsida; Malpighiales; Euphorbiaceae. Gene Ontology annotation, cellular component: proteasome core complex. The transcript has 7 exons. The record is from RefSeq and is a predicted model, not a curated record. Bases 162 to 833 code for a protein of 223 amino acids.
CGACGUCGCAUGAUGCUAGACUUUUUUUUUCUUUCUUGACAUUAAAGACAGACCAGAUCCUGUGAAACAAAAAGUAAGAAAGGCAGACCUUGAAGGCUUGAAGCUUUGUUCUGCAAUUUAUUUCGUAAUCAAUUUUAAUCUCCAUUUUGCUGCUUACCACCAUGACUAAGCAACUAGCUAACUGGUCUCCAUACGAUAACAAUGGAGGAUCUUGUGUUGCGAUUGCUGGCGCCGAUUACUGCGUCAUCGCCGCCGACACUCGAAUGUCCACUGGCUACAGUAUUCUCACCCGGGAGUACUCCAAAAUCUGUAAAUUAGCUGAAAAAAGUGUAAUGGCAUCUUCUGGCUUUCAAGCUGAUGUGAAAGCCCUACAAAAACAUUUGGCAGCUAGGCACUUGAUCUAUCAACAUCAACACAACAAGCAAAUGAGCUGUCCUGCCAUGGCUCAACUACUCUCCAACACUCUCUACUACAAGCGCUUCUUUCCCUAUUAUGCUUUUAAUGUUCUAGGUGGCCUUGAUAGUGAAGGAAAGGGCUGUGUGUACACUUAUGAUGCUGUUGGCUCCUAUGAGAGGGUUGGAUAUAGUGCUCAGGGUUCUGGUUCCACUCUGAUCAUGCCUUUCCUGGAUAACCAACUGAAGUCUCCCAGCCCUCUCUUAUUGCCUGCCCAGGAUGCUGUAACUCCACUUUCAGAAGUGGAAGCUGUUGACCUGGUAAAAACUGUUUUUGCAUCUGCAACUGAGAGAGAUAUUUACACUGGAGACAAACUUGAAAUUGUUAUCCUAAAUGCUGACGGUAUUCGGCGCGAGCAUAUGGAACUCAGAAAAGAUUAAUUUAACCAAAAUUCUUGUUGGUCUUGUCAUAAUUGGAGGAGGAAUUGCAUGGAUUACUCCUGGGUUGGCACUUGUCAAGGCUGAUGCUUCAGCAUUGUCAUUCUAUUGAUCAGUUAACUUUAAAUUUGCCCAACUGGAACGAUCUAUUUUCUAGUAUAGAUGUUCAGUGAGGAUGUAAUCCAUGAAUUGGAACGUGUUCAGUUGGCGUUUAAAUUUGUUGGUCCGAAAUUUUGGUUGUGUGCAAGGAUUUAAUGAAUGAAUCUUCCCCUUUGCUCCA